Alosa sapidissima (American shad) is the source of this 4053-nucleotide messenger RNA. RefSeq names its product integrin alpha-M-like. The record is from RefSeq and is a predicted model, not a curated record. Gene Ontology annotation, biological process: cell adhesion mediated by integrin; cell-matrix adhesion; integrin-mediated signaling pathway. NCBI's taxonomy places the organism in Eukaryota, Metazoa, Chordata, Actinopteri, Clupeiformes, Clupeidae. The transcript has 30 exons. Gene Ontology annotation, molecular function: integrin binding. Bases 136 to 3558 code for a protein of 1140 amino acids. Gene Ontology annotation, cellular component: external side of plasma membrane; integrin complex.
CUGCUCUAUUACCCAAAUAGUUGCCACAGCGGAUAAUGAAGUUACCGCUCUGUCUCUCUCACUUCAGCUCUCUCUCCUUCUCUCACGGCUUCCUUCACUCACUCCGUCUGUGUUCCGCUGUGUUGUGAGCCCACCAUGGGACUUCCUGAAUGGACCCCCAGCAUCAUCUUCUGCCUGUUUAACGCGUUACCAAUGGUGACAGCAUUUAACAUCGAUGAAUCGGCAUGGAAACAGAUGAGCAUGCCGACAUCCUCAUUUGGCUACAGAGUUAUUCAGGAGGACACAUCAAGUGUGUUGGUGAGCGCUCCACUAGAGCAGUACGGGAACAUGAGAGGACGUGUUUACAAGUGUCAGCUUCCUGCUGGCUCCUGCUCACCUGUAAACAUCAACGUGCCCAGUUCGGCAGUGAACAUGUCCCUUGGGCUCACCAUGUCCAGGAGUGAAAUCGGCAGAAAGACACUGGUGUGUGGGCCGACUAUCCCUAUAGAGUGUGACAGAAUCACGCAGUAUGGCGGAAUGUGUUUCGGCCUCACCAGCAGAGGCUCACAAGAAGGACCUGUGCCACCCACACUAGAAGAGUGCCAGGCCACUGACAUAGCCUUCCUGCUGGACGGCUCGGGGAGUGUGGCUCCUACCGACUUCAUGGCCAUGAAAACAUUUGUGGUAAACCUGAUCAAAAAGCUCCUGAAGCAGAACACGCGGUUUGCCAUUUCCCAGUAUUCCAAUGAUUGCCAAAUCCAUGUGAACUUCAACCAGUUCAGGAGCACAGGGCGGUGGGAAUACCAGGUGAAUAGCAUCCAGCAGCUAACGGGAGGAACUAACACUGCCGGAGCGAUCAACAAACUCUUAAACAGUCUGUUUGUAGCCUCUGGAGGAGCACGGCCCAAUGCCAACAAGAUCCUCAUCGUCAUCACAGACGGGGAGUCCCAGGAUGGCUAUUAUCUUCCCUCCGUGAUAGCGCAGGCUGAUGCUAAGAAUAUUAUCCGAUACGCCAUAGGGGUUGGAGAUGCGUUCAGGCGUAGCAGCGCACGAGAAGAGCUCAACAAGAUCGCAACAUCCCCAGCGGAGCAUGUGUUCAAAGUGGACAGCUUUGCAGCCCUGGACAGGAUCAGUGGCACUUUGGAGAAGAACAUUAUUGCUAUUGAGGGCACACAGACCUCGGGUGAGGCCACCAAGAUGGAGUUUGCCCAGAGCGGAUUCAGCGCAGUGUACUCAUCCUCACCUGCUAGUAACUACUUCCUCGGGACGGUAGGGGCGUACGGUUGGACAGGGGGAUUUCAGCAGUUCUCUGCAGGCUUCCAAAACCCUAAGAUGGUGAAGGUCGAUUCAAUGUCACCCGACAGUUACCUGGGUUAUUCUCUGGACGUGGCCUACAGGGACUCCAGAAACUACAUUAUCCUGGGAGCACCACGAUAUGAACACAAGGGCCUGGUGAUGGUCAUCAACAGUGACAUCAAUGUCAAAUAUAGCCUGACACAGACCCGAGGGCAGAUUGGUUCCUACUUUGGAGCCGAGGUGUGUGCGGUAGACAUAGACGGAGAUGGCAUAUCGGACCUGAUUCUGGUCUCAGCUCCCAUGGACACAGAUGAUGACUUUGAGGGCAAAGUCUUUGUCUACAAGUUCAAGAGUGAGUACUUCUACAGUGUAGUGCAGGACACCGGCUUGUCCCUGCUGGGGAUGGCGGGUCAGAGGGGGAGGUUCGGCUCGUCUCUGGCCAGCCUGGCUGACCUGAACGGGGACGGCAUCAGGGACGUGGCCGUGGGAGCUCCUCUGGAGGAUAACGGACAGGGCAGUGUGUACAUCUUCAACGGGAGGAGAGGAGGAAUCAACCCCACAUACUCACAGAGAAUAGCAGGUUCAUCAGUGCAUUCCAAACUGCAGUUCUUCGGGUUGACUGUGGCUCCAUCUGCACUGGACCAGAGCGGCGAUAAACUACCAGACAUUGCAGUCGGGUCCAAAGGAAAGGUUCUGUUGCUCAGGUCCCGUCCCAUCGUUUCCAUAGUAACCACAGUAACCUUUGACCCUGCUAAGAUUCCCACCAGCAUCUCAGACUGCACUCAGCCUGAAAUGAUUGUGGCCAAGAUCUGUUUCGUCAUGAGGAAGGAGACUCCUGACUUCUUAGACUUGCGAGCGACCCUCAAGUACAACUUGACUGUGGACGCCACCCGGGAUCACUUCCGUGCAUCGUUCGGCGCUAAGAAACGCUCCCAGGCUGGUGUGGUCGACCUGCACCAGAGGAACACCUGCACCGAGCAGACCUUCUCAGUAGAGUGUUCCCCAGAGGAUAUCCUGAACCCUCUGUUCAACAGCUUGUCCUUCGUGUUUGAGGGGCUCCCCAUUUCCCGGACAGAGAACCUGACGCCGGUUCUGUCCCCCUCCUCAGACACCAGUGCUAUACACUCGCUGGACUUUGAGAUCGACUGUGGGAAUGACAAAGUCUGUGUUGACAACCUGAAAAUUGACUUCAACUUCUCUGGGUCCACAGACAUCGAGGUGGGCAUCACCCAGGAGCUGAAUGUGACUGUGAUGCUGGAGAACACGGGGGAGAACUCCUACAAUACCCACGUCUACUUCACCUACCCCCCCGGGCUCUCAUACAGGACAUUCAAAAAGAACAAGGGUCGGGUGGAGUGCACGUCUCGAGACAGUGAGGAUAGAGUCACUCCUGGACUGACCACCUGUGAUGUCAGCAGGCCUGUCUUCAAAGCCGGCGAUAAGGCAGUGUUUGUGAUUCAGUAUGGCAUCGACAGCAGUGGACGUUUAGGCCAGCGGGUGAACUUCACAGCAAAAGCUGACAGUGGUAAUGGAGUGCAUGCCCCAGACAGCAUAACAUCCAUAACCAAAGAUAUUGGAGUCAAGUACAGCAUCUACAUUGUCAUCAAAAGGUCUGAUGACUCCACAAACUACAUUAACUUCACUGCUGGGGAGAACAACUUGGCCAAACCAGUGCAGCAGAAUCUACAGGUGGUGAAUGCGUGGAGGGACCUGACAGUGACUGUGUUUGUGAAGGUGCCAAUCAAGCUGCAGGAGGAGAACAUCUGGACAGAUCUGGACAGUUUAAAGAUGAUUAAUGGAUGUCGCACUUAUAAAGACAUGAAGCCUGUGGGAGAUGUCAUAAAGAAACUGCAAAAAGAUCUCACCCUGGACUGUUCAGUGGCCGAGUGUAGAGUGUUUACAUGUGACAUCGAUCUGACGGAGAACAGUCAGCGCUUCCUCAACAUCUCGGGAAAUGUGAGCUCUACCUGGAUUGAGAAGACUGGGCUCAGAGAAGCUCAGCUGGCACUGAUCACCGAGGCGACGAUGGAGUACGACCAAAACAAAUACAUCUACUUCUCAGACUCCAGGAAGCAGCCCCCUGUCUCCAAGAUCAAGACUAUCGUGGAGGUGUACGACGUCCCCAACUUCACCAAGGAGAUCAUCGGGGGGACAGUGGGCGGGCUGAUCCUGCUCGCGCUCAUCACUGCAGGCCUGGUGAAGGCGGGCUUUUUUAAGAGUCAGUACAAACAAAUGAUGGAGGAGGCUGCUGGACAGGACACGGAAGGAGCUCCAGCAGAGUGAUCUUGAGUGUGUGUGUGUGUGUGUUUGUCUGUUUGUGUGUGUGUGUGUGUUUGUGUGUUUUUUGUUAUUCUCAAAAUUAUCUUCUAUUCAUUUUUAUUUUAUUGGUUAUUAAUAUUGGUAUAUAUUGAAUUACUUUAAAUGUUUUUUGUUGUGUUUCUCUGAGUGAGGCAUUGUGGGAACAUCAGUGAGGGAAUGUUUUGUUGAACAUAUUCUGACUAAUCAAAGCAGUAAGAUUUUGUACAGAUGUGGGGUUUUUCACCUCGUUGUAUAUAAACUGUGUGUGUAAACAAAGAAAUUGUGUGAGUAAAGCUCUGUGUAAACAUCAGUGUGUGUUAGACUAAGUGAGGGUUUGUGGGGACAUCCGUGUGUGUUAGAUUGAAUAAGGCUUUGUGGUGACAUCCGUGUGUGUGUUAGACUAAAUAACACCUUUUUUGCUUUUACUUUGUUCAUGGCAAUGCAGUAAAAAGUUGUAGUGAAUCAUGAGUGCACACACAG